CCGGAAGGGCUUCCCGUUGGUUGAGCCCAUGGGGCGCGAAUCCGACAGCCGUGCACGAGCUGCGGGGAUGUCUGCCAGGCCGAGCGUUCAGUAACCGCUCGCAGAGCCCGUUAUAACAGCAACAUGUCCUGGAGGGUCAGCAUGUCCAGUGGCUCUUCUUGGAGGUUUUUGCAGUCUGCACAGUACAGAAGAACUGGAAACCCCUCUCUGCUUUCUUCUCCUGAUUUCUUUUUGAAUUUUGAGAUAGAUGAUGUAAUUUUAAGUGAUGACUCUACAUCUGCAGAGGAAGAUUUCGAUUCUUUAGUUUUAUUUGGAUCAUUGAGAGGGAAUGUUGUUGGCUUGCGUUACUACGCUGGAGUGGUAAACAACAAUGAAAUGGUUGCACUUCAGAGAGAACCAAACAACCAAUACGACCGAAAUGCAGUCAAAGUUAAUAAUAUCAAUGGUGAACAAGUUGGCCACGUUAAGAAAGAACUGGCUGCUGCUCUGUCAUAUAUCAUGGACAGUAAGUUAGCAAGGGUUGAAGGGGUGGUGCCAUAUGGAGCCAAUAAUGCAUUCACUAUGCCAGUGAAUCUGAAUUUUUGGGGAAAACCAGAAAACAAACAGGCAGUUUUAGACAGAAUGAAAAUCCAUGGAUAUAAGCUUGGACCUCUUCCUGCAAGUUCACCAGCUUUUGCAUCUGGCCCAAGUUUCAAAGCGCCAGGUCUUCAAGCUGUGCAAAUGACUACUGAACAGCUGAAGACUGAGUUUGAUAAAAUGUUUGAAGAUCUGAAGGAAGAUGACAAAACUAAAAUGUUAGAACCAUCAAAGGCUGUAGGGACAGUCUUACUCCCCCAUCAAAAGCAGGCUCUAUCUUGGAUGGUUUCACGUGAGAACAGUAAUGACUUGCCACCAUUUUGGGAACAAAGAAAUAAAUUCUAUUACAACACACUUACUAAUUUUGCUGAAAAAGAAAAGCCUGAAAGUAUCAGAGGAGGAAUUCUCGCAGAUGACAUGGGCCUGGGCAAAACUCUUUCAGUCAUUGCCUUAAUUCUUACAAAUUUUCACAAUGGACAACCAUUUCCAACUGGGAAAAGCAGACAACUUAAAAAGGAAAGUCAUUGUGGUGAGAUGUAUGGAGAAUGUGUACCGUCUCAAAAGCAGAGUAAAGGUAAGGCACAAAAUUUUUAUACACCAGGAAAAAAUGAAAGUCUUAUGAGCAGGAGAGACAAAAUGGAUCCAUGCCCAUCUGAUAAGUCAAGCAGUCGUCCUAAAAGGGAACAGCACAGAAAGGUCAAGUAUACUUUUAGCAGUGAUUCUGAAGAUGGUGGCGAGUCGAUACCUCGAAAAAUCAAAGCCUCUUCAGCUUGUAGCCUUCAAGACGACAAUCAGUUUGCUAUGGCUUUAUUUGGGGGAACUCCAAUUACGAAGAAAAUAUCAAAGAACAAAGGAACUACUAUCCCAAAAACUCUUUCAAGCGGUCCAUCUGAGGAGCUACCCAGAACAACAUUGAUAAUAUGUCCAUUAUCUGUAUUAAGCAACUGGAUUGACCAAUUUGAGCAACAUGUAAAACCAGAUGUCCAGCUGAAUAUCUAUAUUUAUUAUGGCCCUGAACGUAGUAAAGACCCAGAAGUUCUUUCAAAGCAAGAUGUGGUACUGACUACAUACACUGUUGUAAUGCAUGAUUAUGGAAACAAGAGUGAAAACCCAUUACAUAAAGUGAAGUGGCUACGAGUGGUAUUGGACGAAGGACACACUAUUCGGAACCCAAAUGCGCAACAAACAAAGGCUACCCUAAGCAUACAAGCAGAAAGAAGAUGGGUGCUUACAGGUACACCUAUCCAAAAUUCCCUGAAGGAUUUAUGGUCUCUUCUGUCUUUCUUAAAAUUAAAACCAUUUACUGAGAGAGAAUGGUGGCAUCGUACAAUCCAGAGGCCGGUGACCAUGGGGGACCAAGGAGGUCUUAGCCGGUUACAAAGCCUCAUUAAAAAUAUUACUCUGAGAAGAACAAAAACCAGUAAAAUCAAAGGGAAGCCUGUGCUGGAGCUGCCGGAGCGUAAAGUCUUUAUUCAGCGCCUAGAACUCUCUGAUGAAGAAAGACAUAUCUAUAACUCAAUGAGGGAUGAAGGGAAAGCUAUUAUUAGCAGGUAUUUCAAUGAAGGUACAGUCCUUGCCCACUAUGCAGAUGUCCUUGUCGUAUUGGUGAGAUUAAGGCAACUUUGCUGUCAUCCCCAUCUUGUUUCAAGUACAUUGUCUUCAGUUGCUUCUACAGGCGAUGGCACCCAAGAAGAGCUACGUGAGAAGCUAGUAAAUAAGAUGAAAAUAGUUUUGAGUUCUGGUUCAGAUGAAGAAUGUGCCAUUUGUUUGGAAUCUUUGAACAUGCCAGUUAUAACUCACUGCGCACAUGUGUUUUGUAAGCCGUGCAUUUGUCAAGUUAUACACAGUGAGCGGCCGAAUGCCAAAUGCCCACUAUGCCGAGGAAACAUAUGCCAGGAACAUCUUGUGGAAUGUCCAGAAGAGGAGCCAGAGUCUCUUUUGAAGCAAGAGCAAAAGUGGAUGUCAAGUUCUAAAAUAAAUGCCCUAAUGUAUGCAUUGACUGAACAAAGGAAUAAGGAUCCUCGUAUAAAAAGUAUAAUUGUUUCACAGUUUACCAACUUCUUAUCACUAAUAGAAACAGCUCUUCGAGAGUCUGGUUUCAUCUUUACACGCUUGGAUGGCUCGAUGACACAGAAAAAACGAACAGAAGCAAUAAAGUGUUUCCAGAGCAGUGAUGCCGAGUCUCCAACCAUAAUGUUGCUCUCAUUGAAGGCCGGAGGCGUAGGUUUAAAUCUGACAGCAGCUUCUCGAUUAUUUUUAAUGGAUCCUGCAUGGAAUCCCGCAGCUGAGGAACAAUGUUUUGAUCGGUGUCACAGGCUUGGACAAACCAAAGAGGUUAUUAUUACCAAGUUUGUUGUUAAGGAUUCUGUUGAAGAAAAUAUGCUAAAAAUUCAGGAUAAAAAAAGAGAACUCGCCGCUGGGGCUUUUGGAACAAAGAAGCAAACCUCUAAUGAAAUGAAACAGGCCAGAAUUGCUGAAAUAAGAACCCUUGUGGAUUUUUGAAGAGUCAACAACAUUUUUAUCCAAAUGUAUUUCUACAGAAAGAUGUAUUUUUCAUUACAUUUUAAAGAGUUUGUCUUUAAAAAAAUAUAUAAUAAGUUCACCAUUGAAUAAUAAAAAAAUAAAAAA
Pelobates fuscus (common spadefoot toad) is the source of this 3204-nucleotide messenger RNA. It is a transcript of the gene HLTF, whose product is annotated as helicase like transcription factor. NCBI's taxonomy places the organism in Eukaryota, Metazoa, Chordata, Amphibia, Anura, Pelobatidae. Gene Ontology annotation, cellular component: nucleus. Gene Ontology annotation, biological process: DNA repair. The coding region runs from base 124 to 3078 and encodes 984 amino acids. The transcript has 24 exons. The record is from RefSeq and is a predicted model, not a curated record. Gene Ontology annotation, molecular function: nucleic acid binding; ATP binding; zinc ion binding.